This is a messenger RNA of Colletotrichum truncatum, 261 nucleotides long. RefSeq lists its product as uncharacterized. Lineage: Eukaryota; Fungi; Ascomycota; Sordariomycetes; Glomerellales; Glomerellaceae. The record is from RefSeq and is a predicted model, not a curated record.
AUGGCUACUCCACAGCUUCCAGCGAAGAAACGAGACAGGAGUAACGAGAGGUGUGAUAGAGCAAUCAAAAACAUCAUGUGGCGUUGUGAGCAGAUAAGACGGCGUUACGGUGCAAAAUUGUAUAUUCAAAUACAUCAGAAGCAUAGGUACUAUGAGUACUCGUCUUCAAAUGAGCCCAAUUUCCCCCGAUCAAGGGCUGAGCUGGUUACUACUUACCCGAUUCCGGUGAUGAGAUCGCCACUGGAUUAUGCGGAAAGAUGA